AAUAAUAGCAUCGAAUUACAUUUUACUUAAGGAAUUAUCUACGCUCCAAUAGUAACAACAAAUCUGAUACGCACAAAUACUCACGUAGAUGAGAUAAGUGGGUUAAUUUGCUCGUGGUUGAAAUUAAAAUUAGGUUCAAGGGCUCAAAUAAGAAAAAAAUGUGGCAGGGAUUUUUGAUUUGUUAAAAAAGUAUCUCGUCACCCUGUGUUAUUUAGUGUAUUUUGAUCAAUUUUAGUGUAUUUGUUGUCGGUGUGACAGGAUACAAACGUCAAAAAGUUAAUUAAUUAUCAACAACAGAGAAUACAACAAACUCGCCGCCGAAAUCGGGAAGUAAUGGUAUAAGAAAUCGCCGGCCCCCAGGUAAACUAAAUGCGAAAGAAAAAAACUUACCGCGGCAUGACUCACCAGACGGUUUCUAUACCGCUAUUAACCUUUUUUUAACCACCUUUUUGUGUUUAUUGUGAAAAAACUGGAGCAGAUGUGCCUUAGGUAUCCUUUGGUGACAAGAUGAAGAGAAUAAUAUUAAAGUCAUAACAUUAAUAAGUUAUUAAUAAUGGAUGAACGAAGAGUAGCUGAUUACUUUGUUAUUGCGGGCCUCCCCGAUGAUCCUGAAUUAUUGGAUGACAGUAUACUUUCAGAGUCUGGUAAUUUAAAAGAUGGACAUAAUAAGGCACCUAUUACUGACAUUGGGAUCAUUUUCCCCACAUUGGGAGAAACUGUACCUGAAAAUUAUGAAAUUAUCGAAUAUACACCAACGGGUCUAAGUGCAGAUUUAAAUCAUGGAAGUUUAAGAAGUACAGAGUGUUAUGUAUGUUUUCGUAGAGGAAGGGAUAAACCACCUUUAGUCGAUAUAGGUGUAAUGUAUGAAGGGAAAGAAUUUUUAAUGUCAGAUGCCUCAGUUGUUAAAGAAAGCGUAGGAAAUCGUGUAGCAAAUGUAAACAACUCAACAGCAAAUACUUUUAUAACAUACAGAAGGGGUCACGAAACUAUGCCCUGUAAUGCACUUGUUGUAACAGAUAUUUGUGUAGUUAUAGCAAGUAAAGGAGAAUCACCACCGCACGCUUUUUGCUGUAUCAACAAAAAUUUAAACAAAGGAAUUGUCGGAAGUAAUGUAUAUUUGUGUUAUAAAAAAUCUAUGAACCGAGCCACUCUUAUAACAUAUAAACCUGACGUUUUAAGCAGAUAUCCGAUGAUGGAUUUACCUCAUUUUCCUUUUCCCGAAUCCGUUCCACUUUUCUGCCUUCCAAUGGGCGCGAGUCUUGAAUUGUGGCCAAAAAAGGCGUCCCAACCAAAACCCGUCUAUAGCACGUUCGUUUUAACAGUUUCUGAUGCUAAACACAAAGUGUAUGGAUCUGCUUUGACUUUUUAUGAAAAGUUUCCUGAAAAUCGACUCAGUAAUGAACAAAAAGAUUUAUUAAAGUUCAAUGAACAUUUAGAACACGAUGUACAUGUUAUUAAAAGUAUUUGUUUGUUGUCUCAUUGGCCAUUUUCUUAUACAUUUGAAAAAUGGCUCUUAUUUUUAUAUGGUUUAGCAUCAAGUGAUAAACCACAACCGGUCCCAAUAGAAAGAUUUAUUCUCCAACUACUUGAUGAAGUACCAUUUCCUGGUUCAAGAAUGUUGCUUCAAUUGACGCCAGAUCAAAAAGAUAGAACAAUAAUGACUCAACCGGAAGAUUUACCUUUACCGAGAAGCUCAGCUGGUUUUCGACACUUAUUAUUAAAUUUGGGUUCAGAAAAUUGUCUCACAGUUCUUUUAUUAGCUUUAACGGAGCAAAAAAUUUUAAUUCAUUCCUUAAGACCUGAUACAUUAACAGCUGUUGCUGAAGCUGUGUCUUCAUUGUUAUUUCCAUUUAAAUGGCAAUGUCCGUACAUUCCACUUUGUCCGUUAGGUUUGGUUGAAGUUCUUCACGCUCCAUUACCAUUUUUAAUUGGAGUUGACUCAAGAUUUUUUGAUUUAUACGAUCCGCCAGCGGAUGUGAGUUGUGUUGAUUUAGAUACGAAUAUAAUCACAGUUUGUGAAACGCAUCGUUCUUUGUUAACCAUAAAAUUAUUACCGAAAAAAGCAGCGAGAAUUUUAAAAAAUACCCUCGACCAAUUACACAAACAAUUAAGUAAACAAAACGUGUCAAGUGUUCAUUCGGAUCAAGUUGAUGAUGUUGAAAUGGAGUUUCGAAAACGUCGCUCAGAUCAAAUGCAAGAACUUGAAAUUCAAGAAGCUUUUUUACGAUUUAUGGCACACACUUUAAAGGGUUAUAGAUCGUUUCUUUUACCGAUUACGAAAGCUCCCACCGUUGGAACAACCGAUCCUCAAGCUUUAUUUCAAUUGAAUGAGUUUUUAAAAUCACGUGAUAAAGCUCAUCAUAAAUUUUUCACUCAUUUAAUGCACACUCAAAUGUUUAUCCGAUUUAUAGAAGAACGUAGUUUUGUGGCAGAUGGUGAUCAAGGAUUAACGUUUUUCGAUGAAUGUACGGAAAAGUUAAAUUAUUACGAAGAUUCCGAUGUAAAACUAAUCGAAUAUGAUAUCACAAAUAGGAGUGAAAGAACCGUAUUUUUACUUCCCCCUGAACCUCUAACAACCGUAGGCUCCUUUAUUUAUAACGAAUUUAGUUUAGAUCCGAAUUUAUUAUUAAGCAAAAAACACAAUCAUAUAAAAUCACUUUGUCAAAAUAAUACACCUGGAUCGCCGAUGGCGCGAAGAACUAAACACGAAAUUAAAUCAGCACAAAAAUUGGCGAGGAAAUGUAUACGAUCGCCCAAACUUUGGGUUCGAUGUCUUAGCGGAACUUGUCACACACUUUAUUUUAUGGCUUUACCCAGUAUGUUAUCAUUAAACGUCGGAAAAGAGCGCACGAUUCUUCAACAAUCUUACGAAUUAUUAGUAAGAGCCACUAAUCAAAAAUUAACAUGCGAUGAAGUUUGCUACAGAUUAAUGAUGCAACUUUGCGGCGAAUUUUCCCGUCCUUUAUUGGCUGUGAAGCUUUUACUUCUCAUGGAACGCAAUGGUAUUCAACCCAACGCCUUAACAUAUGGAUUUUAUAAUCGCUGUGUUCUUGAAGCUGAAUGGCCAGCUCAAUCAAGUCCGAGUCAACUCCUUUGGAAUAAACUUCGUUACGUCGUUUUAGCAGCAGGUCAUUUUCGAUUUGCAGGAAGACGAAGAGCUGCCGGGAAAUUAUCAGCGUCAACAGAAGGAAAUUCAAACCUGCUCGAUAUAACUGAUAGAGCAGCAUCUCGUUCGAGUUUAGAUUCGCACGAAGCGACACCUUCCGAAGGAUUUUUCGAAAAGUUUCGUCACCAAAUUGUAAAUAUCGUAAAAGGGAAUGUAACGAUUGAAGCCGAUUCUUCCGAGGUGGACUCCGCUGUGGUGAAUCACAGUGUUUUGGAGCAAGAAGAUGAUUUGGAGAAUGUACCGGAAGAAGAAGAAGAAGAAACGAUAAAAUUGGUUCAACCAGAAAGUCCGUCGGAGUAUUUACGCAUGUUAUCGCGAUCGGAAAGCGCGGGAGAUGCUAAUAUUAUUGAUAAACUCCAGCAGAAUACGAAAAAAAAUUGUGCUAGGGUUUUACAAUUUAACGGAGAAGGGGAUCAAAAUUGUGAUGAUUUAAAAGAGUCCCCAACAAAAACUUCUCCAAGAACUGUCGUAACUGAAAAUGAUCCUUUGGGCGCUUUGGAUAAACCCGAAAUUGAAGAAGAACCUCCAGUUAAUAUCGAAUCAUCUCCUAUUAGUUACUCAAACCCCCCACCAUCGGAUGAUCCCGUUUUAUUCCGAAACUCAGUUCAACGAUCAGCUACUUUUGAGGGAUCUCCUCCUACCCAAAAUAAAUUACAACGAUCAGAAACGAUUCCCUCAGCUAUGGUUACAUCUGGUUUUGCAAGUAUUGGAUCAAGUAUAAAAAUGUUGAGCCGCUAUUCAACCGCAAGGCUGUCACUGCGAAAGGCAAAUUUGAAGUCCACGCACCAAUUCAUAGAGGCCGCCAUUAAUAAUUUAAGUCCAAGUAAUUUAACUGGGAAAAAAUCAAACGAACUUAUCCAAGGGGGAAUUAGUAGUUUAAAAAGUGCGGCAAAUACGGUUGUUAAAAAAUUAGAAGAAAUUAAAGAAACAAUUUCGACAUCGACUACAAACACGCCGGUUAAAAUGCUUGCGGGUGAACGAACUGGUUGCGUUGAUGUUGGAGAAGGUGAAAAUGAAUCAACCGAUGGAAGUGAAGGUGGUGAACGCCAUCGGAGGAUUUCCGCUGAGUUUGGAAGUUAUCGCGGAAGUUAUGCGAAUUUAAAAGACUUUGAUGAUUUACCUGAGAGUUUAUUUAACGUUCCGAAUGACUCACAAGCAGAUAGUGAGAUGGACAUUGUGUUAACAUCAUGUUGCCAAUGUCACAAUUGCUUAUCGUUCCUUUAUGAUGAAGACAUAAUGACCUGUUGGUCAGCAGACGAUUCCAAUCUAAACACAAUCUGCCCAUCAUGUUCAAAACAAACGGUGCCCCUUUUAACAAUUAACAUUUCACAAAGAGAAACAGGUUUAAGUGAACCUUUUAGCGUGCCCUACUUAAAUCCAUUGGUGCUGCGUAAAGAAUUGGAAAAUGUUUUAGCACGCGAAGGCGAUUUGAGUUUAUCUGACGCGAGGUUUGUUGAAGAACAUCCGAUUAUUUAUUGGAAUUUAGUAUGGGUGUUUGAAAGGAUUAAUGUACAGAGCCAUUUACCCAAUUUGUGUUUAAAAAAUCGGGCGAAUACUCGAGCUACGAGUAAUAAUUUUGAUAGGAGCAGCGAAAAUUCCGAAAAAGUUAGUAAUGAUAGCGGGCAUGAAAUUGAAGAUCUUGGAGGAAUGCAACCAGUUGAGGAAGGAGCGGAUCCCCUUACACAAGAAUUAGCUUCAGUUGCUGCUUGUAAGGAAGAGCAACAUUUAGUAGCUCCUGUGACUGUGAAAUGUAUGUGGGACCAUCCAAAGUUAUAUGGGGACUUCACACCAAUGUACACACUUUAUCAUAAAAGAGCAGCCCUUAUUAACAGUGGAAUCCCAGAACAAACUCACAUUAAUUGGAUGAUGAAAACAAUAAUUGAUUCAGUUCAUUGCAAUGAACUUUUAGACCCCCUAAAGAAAUUGGCUAUUGAAAGAAAUAAGAAAAAAUCGCCUCGUAUUCACGAAGAAUCAACUCCAAUUCAUUACAUUUCAGCGUCGAUUUACCGCGAUAUUUUAUUUUUGACGUGUAAAGCGGUUGGUCGUGCAAAUAUGGACUUAAACGCGUUUGAUAAAGAGUACGCAGUGGCGUAUUCGCGACUACCCGAGAAACAUAAGGGUCUUUAUGGGCCUCUUGAUGCUCCGUUGACAAUCGGGGCGAUAUAUUGUAGGCAAUAUUUCAAACCACUAAGUCUACCGUAAGUUUUUAACGUUGAAAAAGUGAAAUGAAAAAGACAUGACGUUGAACAAAUAAUGAUAAAAAUUAAAAAUAUCUCGAGGCCUUGUUUUAAUUUUAUUGUUAAUUAACUGCUUAAUUAUUAAU
Molecule: messenger RNA, 5489 nt
Organism: Onthophagus taurus
Lineage: Eukaryota; Metazoa; Arthropoda; Insecta; Coleoptera; Scarabaeidae
Gene: Crag
Product: DENN domain-containing protein Crag
Biological process (GO): regulation of Rab protein signal transduction
Cellular component (GO): cytoplasmic vesicle
Source: RefSeq, a predicted model, not a curated record